AUAGUCAAUAGAUCAGUACCAGAACUGAUCAGUUACUCGCAAGCGUUUAAUAUAAGAACUUCGGUUUAUCGUGACACACUUUAUAGUAACGAAAACAUUUGUAAUAAUACAUUAAAAGAAGACAACAGAAGGAAACAAAGCUUGCUUAAACUGGCUAAUUAGUUCGUCAACCAAGAAUGAUCACUAUUGUAUUGCUAUUACUUAUCUUUAUUCUGCUGAUAUCUAAUUAUUAUGUGCAUUAUUAUGGAAAAAAGGGCCGACUUAUCAAUCUUAUACCGGGACCGUCAGGUUAUCCGAUUGUUGGAAAUGCAUUUCAAUAUCUUGGUUCACAAAAAGAACAAUGGAAGUUUCUGUUUACCUUAACUGACGAGUUUUAUCCCAUUGGAAAAGUUUGGGGAUUCUUCUUUCCCAUAAUAUCCAUUCGUCAUCCGAAUGAUUUAGAGACAAUAUUAAGCAGCACAAAACAUAUCGAAAAAAGUCUUCUUUAUGAUGUUUUACAUCCGUGGUUCAGUACUGGUCUUCUCACUAGUGGAGGCGCCAAAUGGCAUUCACGACGAAAGAUAUUAACCCCCACAUUUCAUUUUAACAUAUUACAGCAGUUUAUUCAUAUUUUGAUCGAGGAAGGUGAAAACAUGACCAAAUCAUUGAAAAAUGCAGGAGGCACAGUUGUAAAAGAUUUAGUACCAUUUUUUAGUGAACAUACACUGAAUGCAAUAUGUGAAACUGCCAUGGGCACUUCUUUACGAGGCCUUGGUGAUUUCCAGCAACAGUAUCGAGAAGCAGUUCAUCAAAUGGGCGAACUUGUUGUUUACAGGUAUAAUAAUUCAUGUUUUAUUAAAUGUAAUAAAUAACUGUAUAUUUAUAUU
Molecule: messenger RNA, 866 nt
Organism: Temnothorax curvispinosus
Lineage: Eukaryota; Metazoa; Arthropoda; Insecta; Hymenoptera; Formicidae
Product: cytochrome P450 4C1-like
Exons: 6
Coding region: 177-851 (224 amino acids)
Molecular function (GO): heme binding; iron ion binding; oxidoreductase activity, acting on paired donors, with incorporation or reduction of molecular oxygen
Source: RefSeq, a predicted model, not a curated record